CGUGUAUUCAGCGACCUAUUCAAAGAUAGAAGCGUGAAUUUGUUCGAUUUAGAAUGGGCAGAUCGACGAAUCUGUUUAAAUUUGUGUCAUUCACUGAACGAAUUUCUAAACUACGCAUUGAUGUUGUGCAUAAGAUCGAAAAAACGUCAGAAAUUCCCGAAGAUUCCGACACAUUUUUUCAGCAGGGUUUGGCGAAAUGGACUGAGCUAAAUUGCUCCCUCGAUUUCCAAUCGUUUUAUAAAGAGGUUAACAGUUUAGUUAAGAGCCUGUCGCUUUUAGUAUACCAUCAGAAGGAUAUAAUCGAAAUUCUCUUGCGAUAUUUACGAAAGAACGAGUCCUUAGCUUUGGAUGCAUUGUUGGAAUUAUGUAUUGAAUUAUCAAGGGAUUUGCAGGGAGAUUUUAGCCAGUAUUUUAUGCAGUUUUUGAAGGCGAUCGCUGGACAUUUGGAUACGAAAGACGCUCAAAAGAUCGAAGAUUGCUUCAAGACUCUAGCCUAUCUGUUCAAAUUUCAGUGGAGAUAUCUUGUUAAAGAUCUCAAAUUGCUGUUCAGAUCAUACAGCCCAUUAUUAAGUGGUAAUCAAGCUGGACAUAUACAUAGAUUUGCCGCAGAGAGUUUUGCCUUUCUUAUUAGAAAGUCCAAAAAUUUACCUGACUUACUUGACUACAUUUUCAAUCAUGUCCUGAAGUCCCCGCAGAUAUUGCCAGGUGUUGGAAGGUUAUUUGCAGAAACCGUUCGUGGCAUUCAAAAUCAGUUCCAUUCAUGUUCAGAAAAUGUUAUUACUAUUUUGUUGAGUAAGCUUGCACCUGACUCUGAGAUUGACCAGACAUUAGAGCAGGGGGAUAAGAUUUUUCAAGUAUUUGUAUGUAUGUUUGAUGAAAUGGCCAAGUACACGAAUAGUGAGCACAGCCAAGUGAUAUGGGAUUGUUUAGUUACUGCUAUUGAUACCUUGCUCGAAGCGAAUGACCUGAAUUAUGUUGAAUCUGAAAAGUUAAAGUAUUUGGUUCAAUUGACUGAAUUUUGGGCAGAAUACAAACAAGGAUAUUUGAUAUCUGAUGCAUCGCAGUUACAAAAGUGUGUCGUCAGCCUAAUAAAGUCCAACACAACAUCGUCGUCUUCAAUCUCCGCCAUUUUGAAACUUGCCUCGUCACUUUUACUGAACAGCGAAAAAGUCGAGACCAGGGAAGAAACUGAACUCCUGAGUUUAGUUUUUGCGUCUAAUCACUUCUCCGUUGCCAACAUAUGUGUGUUUUGCCGAAGCCUUAGUCAAUGGCCGAAAUUUGAUGAAUUUGUUCGACCAAAACUUAUUGAUUACUUCGAGGAACUGAUGCUCUCUGGAUCAUUAGACCAACAACAACGAAACGAAAUUCUUCUCAUGUUCUCGGAAAUGGUUUUGAAAGGCAUGUCGUUUGAAGAAGGCUAUUCUGACAGUGUUUGUGAGGAAGAAAUAACUACAAUAUUUUUUUCCAAGAUGGCGGCCAAGAAAAGCACAAAUUGGUGGAAAGGUUUGCUAAAGUUCGAAUGUGAGGUGUCUGCUGAAUGUGAAACAAUAUGGGCGUGUCUUGUGGUUCUACCAUUUAUACGACCUCUCUCGAUUAAUACAAUACUAUGUUCUCUGCAAAAACUGUUUAACCGUCUAAGCGAGGUAGUGCAAUGCACAAGUGACAAAACCAAAGUCUUGUUUUUGCUCUCUCGCUGUGUGGCAUGUAUUGCCCUCUCGUGCAAGUUUCAUGGUGUCCCUUUGGAGGAAACACUAUCAUACAACUUUGUCUUGGAUACUCUAAGGAAUUAUUCGAGUGAUGUUCACGUACUUCAAGGGUUCCAUGUUUAUCUCUCCGUUAUCAAAGAACAAAUGUCACAGUUGAUCUUGGACGCUAAGAAGUUCGUUGAAGUGUACGGUUGUGUUGAGAAGAAUCUUGCGUCACACGCACGGCUGGUCCGACUAUUGACGUUGAAAAUUCUUACAACGUUUGAGCCGUUGGACAUGGACACUAGCAUGGAUACAGAAAGUCACGGAGUAAAAUGCGACGUUUUCGGUGAUUGCCUCGAAGCCGAACUUGUGCCGCUUACCUUUCACGAAUACCGUCGAAAAUUGAUCUUUCUACAAAAGCUGGUUUACUCGAACACGCGCCAAGCGCCCGACGUAAUCAGAGAAGGACCAUUACGAUAUUUAAUUGCUAUGCUGUACUUGAACCUCAGCACCAUGUGGGAACCCAUUAUGACCCUCAUUUCCACCUAUGCUGUUGAAGAGAACAAAAUGACGUUUUGGAAAGUGUUUCAUGACUAUCUUGCCCGAGACCCAACAGAUUCAGAGGAAAACGUUAUUAUGCCUGUUUCAAACCAGGAUGUCCCAGCAUCACAAACGACGCUGAGCGUGUUUUUUCAAAGAAAGCUGACAAUGUGCAUCGGGGCGAGAGAAGACAACAGAGUUGACCGUCACAACUUCAGAUUGUUACUGUGGAAGUGUAUGGCAAAGUUUCCUCAGAUAGUGGAAGCACGCUCGCGUCAAGUAGUGCCGCUGUUCCUGGAGUUUGUUAGGAAGGAGUGUUCUGUCAUUGAUGAAGCAGGGAGAGUUUCCUACCAGGAUUUGACGAGAGGCAAAGAUACACCCAACGAUGUUGACCAUGAAAUAACUGGCAUCGAAAGUGACCUAGCGGAAACCGACAAUGAUACGAACGAUGUCGAGGAUGAAACGAAAAAUACCGAGCAUGAAACGGACACUGCCGAACAUGACUCUGGAGAUAUCGGACAUCAGCUAAAUGACAGCAAUCCAACAGAUACCGACGAUGAUCCAAGCAAAGCCGACCAGAAUACCAAAGUGCAAUCCAGUGAUUCUAAUAAUUUCGAGAUUGCGAGGGAAAUUAAUAAUGGCCCCUGUAUUAAUACAACGGACGUUGACUAUAGCAGAAGUGUAGGUAAAGCCGGAAAUAAGAAAAGUUCCCAAGAUAAAUUCAGGACAGCCCGUCCUGUUCGAAUGAAAACAUUAAGCGCCUGUCUAACUCUCUUUGGUUUAUUCAAAAAUCCAAGCAAACUUUACCAAGAGCCAGCCAUGAAACAAAUAUAUCUUACGUUGUUAACUUUAAAAGAUGGAGAAAUUCAGAAGCUCGCUAUAGCCUGUUUGAUGGCAUACAAGUUGAACUAUUUAAUGCCUUAUAAGGAAAGCUUGGAUCGAUUGAUGGAAGACAAGACUUUCAGGGACGAACUGAUGAGUUUCAGUUCUGAUGAAGAGUUGAAUGUGGUUAUCGCGGAGCACAGGGCGGAGUUUAUUCAUAUCCUAAUCAGAAUACUGUACGGCAAGAUGCAGAGGUGGACUGGGGCGGGAACACGCGGAAAAUCUGGUGCUGGCGCUCGACGUUCUCUGGUGCUACGCUUCCUGAAUAGUUGUCAUAACGACGAAAUGAAGGUGUUCAUUGACUUGAUAACCCAUGGUUUUAAGGAAAUACACCAAUGUGGACAAACACAACCUGUUGUCGUUUUAACAAAGGUGGUUCCUUUAAGAAAACAACUCGGCUUCCUUAAUAUGUUUUCUCAGCUAAUUGAAGUACUUGGUGCCCAUGCUUCCCAAUAUGUACCUCACUUGCUUGAGAUUUUGUUCUAUUGUUUGGGCUUAUGCAAGGAUAGCUUGGAACAGCGAGAGAAGGUCGACCCUCGAUGUUUGCCAAAUCUCAGAGCUGUUCGUCAACUCGGUAUUAAAUGCCUGACAAAGUUUUUCGAAAAAUUUCCAAAUUACGAUUUUUCUUCCGUUGUGGAUAAAGUCUUUGAAUCGGCGGUUUUACCUCAGAUCACAAAGUUACGUUUUGAAUCUCUUCAAAGUCCAACCUCGUUGCUUCGUCUUCUGAACGCUUGGAGCAAGAAUCCUCGCUUUCAUCAUCUUUUAGGUUAUUUGCCUUCCGGUUCGGAUGAAGGACUGCUUCAUCACGUAUUCGCAUGUCUCGCAUCAGAUCACGUGUGCACACCUGUGGUAACUAUGGUGAUGGAGAUAGCCGAACGUCUGUUAUCCAACGGUGGCGAAGCUCGUCCGAGUCAUGAUGAGGAAGGCCAGCAAGGUCAGAUGUCUUUCGAAUCUAGCCAAAAGAAUGCAUUGGAAGAUACCUCAAUCCCCUUUGGCACUGAACUUGUAUUGCCCCACGUUUCAACAAUUUUGGAUCAUCUCAACAAAUCCAUCAAGCAAACAACCAAAGAUAUGUCUAAAGCCAGAGGAAAAUUGGCCAAAAUCUCACCUGUAUCAAGUACGGAGCUCUCGGUGUUGUCAAAGAUCAGCCCGUACAUCGUGGAUCCUGAACAGUCCUUCACGCUCGUUCGCUUGAUGCUGCCUAUUCUAAACGCGACUCAGAAAGAAGAAUCUCAAAUUGGAAUGCUUAGAUCUAUUAAGAACCUCCUGAAAAAUGUUGCAGAUCCAAUGAUUUUCUUCGGACAGUUUUCAAGACUGUUCUCCAGUCUACACAGCAGAGUUGCGCGGACGGAACUUUGCGAUGUUUUCACCAGUAUAGCUGAAAAAAGAGUUGCCUUAUCCGAGUAUGCGCAAUUGUUACAUGGACUCAAUUCAUGGGACAAGAAGCAACUUGAUGAACCGAAUUUCGAAAUCAGGUUAGAGUCGUUUUCACGCGCCGGGAAAUUGAUUCAAGCGCCAGAGACAGACCCCGACUUUGUCAUACCAUUGUUGCUCAACGCUACGUAUACAACGAUGAAAACCAGUGACUUGGCACUGAGGUAUAGCGCCAUGGGAUUUGUAAGGACGGUGGUUGAUGUGGUUGAAGGAAGAGACGGCAGUCGGCCAGGGAACUGGUUCGAUGUUUUGGUCCUUGGAGGUCUAUUACCCUCUGUAAAAGAGGCUGUGAAAUUGAAACACGAGGGAUCUAGAAACGAAUUUGUACUCAUUCUUGGGAGCUUGGUGAAAAGAUUUGAUCAUCCGAAAUUGAAUGUACUCAAACCGUUAGCAAGCGAUGACGCCGAAGUCGAUUUCUUCGAGAAUAUUGUUCACAUUCAGGUGCAUCGUCGAAUCCGGGCUUUACGGCGAUUGUGUAACGCGUGCGCAGAAACAUUGUUUCCAAACCAAACGCUGUCCUCAAUCCUCCUUCCUUUGGUGACACAUUUCGUGUACGAAUACAAAGCAGUGAAAGAUCACAAUGUCGUCACCGAGGCAAUAAACGCAAUCGCUGCCAUAGCAACGCAACUGCCCUGGCCGAAGUACUCCGCGUUACUACGUCAUUACUUAAGACUGUUGCCAAGGGAGAAAGAAAUACAAAAAGUCGUUGUGAGGAUCGUUGUUUGCGUCUUGGAAUCCUUUCAUUUUGAUCUCACAUCCUUGCAAGAUGCAGAUAUUGAAAAUGAAGGUCAGCCUGAUUUUGAUGCUGUAAGCAAUGCUGGGUUUGAGGAUGAGAAGGAUACCUCAGAGGAAAUCGGCUCUAAAGGCGAAGAAGAUGAAGCAAAUAUUGAUAAGGCAAAUGAGGGUAUUGAAUGUCCCUUGGCACUUAAGUUAAAGAUCCAUUCCAAUAUUACGACUCGAAUAUUGCCACAGCUUCAUAAGUGUUUGACUAAAAAGAUUGAGUCGAAGGAUUUUCACCGUCUCAGUGGCAGAAAAGAAGACGACGAUAAUGAAAUAUUACGUGUUCCUAUCAUACUGGCCAUGGUUAAACUGUUGCAGUCUCUACCUAAGAAAACACUGGAAACCAAUCUGCCUGGGCUGCUCAUUCGUGUCUGUGUAGCCUUGAAGAGCCGCGCUUAUGAUGUUCGUGAAACGGCCAGGGACACCUUGUCGAAGAUUACAAAUUCGCUUGGAAUCCACUAUUUUCCCUUCAUUCUCAACGAAUUACGGAGUUCAUUGAUUAAAGGGUAUCAGCUUCAUGUUCUCGGCUCGACGUUGUUCUACGUAUUAAACAAAUUUGAAGAAUGUAUUCCUGAUGGAGCACUUGACGUGUCUGUGCAAAGUAUAGUUGAGAUAUUGAUCGAAGAUUCUUUUGGAGAACCUGCAAGAGAACGUGAAGUUGAUAAAAUUUCCACAAAAUUACCCGAAGCUCGAACUACCAAAAGUUUCGAGACUUUUGAGCUAGUGGCGAAGAAGAUAUCCGCAGCUAAGUUGAUGGUUAUAAUCACGCCAUUGAAAACGGUUCUAGAUGAAACACAAAACCAUAAAACGUCUCUUCGGGUCCAGGAAGUGCUUCGUCGCGUCAGUAUCGGCCUACAAAAGAACGCCAUGUUUUCACCCGAAGAAAUGUUGGUCUUUGUUUACAGUCUAGUUAGCGAGAGAUUACCGUUGCUUGAAAAGAAUGCAAGCGGUGAAGAGAAGAAACAAGGUGAACAUGAUCCUCGUUUACAACCAUCAGACACCUUUCUCAUCCCUUCGCAACCUUCGAGGAAGGGCAAAACGCCUGAAGUCAGUCACAGAACAAACACGCAUGUUCUGAUCACCUUUGGGCUCCAGCUCUUAUUUACAGCAUUGAAAAGACAAAAUCUAGUUGCAACGGAGCAACAACAUGUGAAAAUGCUCGAUCCAUAUGUCGCUGUUUUAACCGAUGCUUUGAACUCGAAGCACGUUAAGAUAACAACGAUAGCAUUACGAUGUUUAUGCUGGGUCGUCCGCUUUCCUGUACCAUCGCUCAAGACGCAUGUCCUCGAAAUAGCAAGCCGUCUUUUUAAGUUACUCAAGAAUCACGCUAGGACGGGGGGAGCAUCCGGAGAUAAUUAUGAAAUGGUCUUGUCGGCAUUUAAGACGAUCACAGUUUUAAUACGAGAUUUCACUGAACUUAAAGUUACCGAUAGGCAACUUCGGAUUCUACUUACAUUUGUCGAAGAGGACAUGCACGACUAUACCCGACAAACUAGUGCUUUUCCUUUGCUAAAGGCAAUUUUGUCACGUGGGCUGCAGGUUUCAGAGAUAAAUGACGUCAUGCUUAAAGUGGCCGAACUUUGUGUUACGGAUCAAUCGCCGUCCGUUAGAAGUCAAUGUAGGCAGGUUGUUCUACAAUAUUUACUGGAUUAUCCUUUGGGCAAGAAGCUGAAACGCUAUUUGGAAUUUUUCAUCAGUCAACUUGAAUAUGAGCAUGCUAAUGGGAGAGAAUCCACACUGGAAAUGCUAAUUUCUAUUGUCAAUUCUUUUCCGGAGAAAGCUGUUUACAUUAAUUCGGGACUGUUUUUCCUACCGUUGUGCACAAGGCUUGUGAACGAUGAGUCUACCAACUGUCGAAAAUUAACGGCGGUUGCAAUCAAAGGAUUAAUAACAAAGCUCGAUGUGGAACGGAGAGAUAAUUUGUUUGCUAUUGUUUUGACGUGGAUGAAUGACGAUAAGACAAGCCUUCAAAGACUGUCGUGUCAUGUUUGUGGUUUGUUCGUUGAAGUAGAAGGGAAAUCAUUCGACCGUCGCCUCGUUGAUGUUUUGCCCCGAUUGUUGGAUAUUAUAAAGCCAGAAAACUAUAAUGAAAAGGAGCAACGUGUGGUUGACAUUGACGAAGUGAGACAAAAGGAGACAAUCGGUGAUCAUCUCUUAAUAAAUGCUUUGAUGACCCUCACAAAAAUCUUACAAGAAUGCUCAGUUUUGACCGGGAAAGGAUCAGGAGCAAUGACCGUAGAAGCCUGGGAUUCAAUUUCAAGUCACCUAACAUUUCCGCACACGUGGGUGAGAUUGAUGGCAUCGCGUUUGCUUGGUCUCCUUUUUUCACAAAAUAAUCCAAGCGAUCUGAUUGACUUAUCAAAACAAGGGAAAACCGAGGAAUAUUUGACUAUUGAUACAGCGAAAAAGGUUGAUUCACUUUGUGAAGCUUUGCUUGAACAACUGAAAACGCAGAAUCUCGAUCAGGAACUAGGCGAACAAGUUGUUAAGAACCUAUUUUAUUUGAGCAAACUGAUCGUCCAAUUGGAGAGAAGAAACUUAGAUGGCAGUGUUCCAUCAUCCGACGUCGCCCAAUCGCUUGACAAAUCAUCGAUGACUGCAGAGGCUACUAAUCACAUGACAAUAUCAUGGUUGCUCACUAAGAUGUGCAAUAUCGCCAAAUAUGAAUCCUCUCAAACGCCAAAAUUGACUCAAAAGCGUUGUAGUGUCUUAAGGUGGAUUGCUGCUGUUGGUUCGUACUUGGAAAGUGAAGGUGUUCGUCCAUAUCUUACCCAAAUGCUCAAACCUGUUUAUCGGGAACUUGAUGGCGGAUCGACUUACGUUGACGAGAAGUUACGUGAAUUGGCACAGGAGGUGGCUGAAUUAUUUAAGAAUCUUGUUGGUCACGAGAAUUUCUCCCAAGCUUACUCAGCAACAAAGCAGAGUGCCACUGAAGUAAAAGCUAAACGAAAAAUGCAAAAUGCGUUUGAGAUGGUUGCGAACCCAGAAGCGAGUGUUGCUAAGAAAAUGAAACGAAAUGUUGCAAAAAAGGAAAGUCGAAAGAGAAAGUUAGACGCGAAAAAGCCGACCAGAAGAUCGAAAAAAAUCAAAACUAAAGCAGUCGUAUAAUUUUGCACGGUUUUUUAAUAACUCUGAACAGUCAAAGUGUUUUUUACAGUUCGAUGAUUUUUUAAAUAAAAAUAUUUAUUA
Dendronephthya gigantea is the source of this 8513-nucleotide messenger RNA. Its product is annotated as small subunit processome component 20 homolog. Gene Ontology annotation, cellular component: 90S preribosome; small-subunit processome; nucleolus. The coding region runs from base 54 to 8432 and encodes 2792 amino acids. The record is from RefSeq and is a predicted model, not a curated record. Lineage: Eukaryota; Metazoa; Cnidaria; Anthozoa; Malacalcyonacea; Nephtheidae. The transcript is spliced from 42 exons.